AUGAGCAACCAACGAGCCGAGCUCCAGCGGGAGUUCAAGGCGUACUGGGCAGACAAUGCCACCCCUUUUGUCGAUCAAGACUUGAUCAACUGGCUACAGAACAGACGGACCGACGCCCGAGAUGACUGGCGCCGACUCCGCAGGCGAGUUGCCGAGGAGGGCCUGAAUGCGGAACGUCAAGCGCUCGAGGUGGCCUUUUUGGCGCAAAAGUACGCUCGUUACUAUAGUCCCGUCGGCAUUCCGGCCGUCGACGGCAAGAGGGUGCCCUGGGAGGACCCAAAGGAGCGCAACACCAAGAAAUAUCCCGACGACAACAAUGCCAGUUUUUGUGGCGCGUUACACUGCCAGCGCCCCAUGCCCACGUCUGGGUCGUCCCUCAAGGACAGGGUCCCUCCUCAGUGUGGCGUCUGCGGCACCAAUCUGAGCGAGAAGAGACUGGCUCGUGAAAGAUCCCGGGACGAGGCUCUCUUCCACUGCGGAAGCUGUGGUCACGAUAUUUGCAUCAAUUGCGGACGGAGCUGGAUCGAGCGACACUGCGAUUGCUGCGAGAGGGUGGUCGGGGUGCCGCCAACGGAGAAGCUGGCAAACACGUCGUCCUUUAGCUGCUGGGUCUGCGAGUCGGACCAGACGGAGCGGCGACUCGAAAAGAAGCACGCGCAGCAGCUCAAGGGCGGGGACAAGGACACGUUCCGGUGCGGACAGUGCUCCACGUCCAUCUGCCUCGAGUGCGGCAAGCCCUCGACGUACACCUUUGAGCCCAACUAUGGCCUCGUGCGCAACCUGUGGUACAAGUUUGUCGACAAUUAUUGGGAUCCGCCCGAGCUUUAUGGCGGCUUUGAAAAAUACCUGCGGCGCGAAAGACGUCUCGGUAUCCCCCAGUUUGAUCUCGAGGACUUGUAUACUCCUGCCCAUGUUAUAAAAGACGACAAUGAUGACGAUAUGAUGCUGUACGAUGGGGUUGCGCCCAAGCUGGCCAAGAAGGCUGAUGAAGAGGAAGAAAAGAAGAAAAAGAGGGAGGAGAAGAAAAAGAGGGAGGAGAAGAAAAAGAAGAAGGGUAAUGAAAAGGACGAUACAGAAGACACCGAGGAGGAGGAGGAAGAUGAAGAUGAGGACAGUGAGGAAGGCGGCCAGGGAAAAGACAGCAAUGCAAGUGGAACGUAUUCUUCGGCUUAUGGCCCCGUCCCCGGCCUCAUACAGCCAAAGAAACCAAAGCGACCAGUCGCCUCAUACAAUCAAGAUUUCAAAAUCCGGCGUGUCGAGUUUGGUCGCGAGAUCCCGCCGCCUCAGGGCUACGAUGACUUUUGGUAUGCCGAGAACAACAAGAGGCUCUACAACAUGGCCUCGGCCUGGUCAGAAAAGUACUUUGCCAAGAACGAAUUCCCCGUGAGGUACGACGGCAAGACAUGGCUAUGCGGGCUCAAUGAGCAGUUCAUAAACUAUGCAAAUAUCGUGGCACAUGAGGACCCCUUCUUUGGCCCCCAUGACGGCUAUCGACACGAUGGAUGGGAAUACAUGUUGAGGGAUAGAAGCAAUAGGAAAUGGCUCAUCAUGUCGAUACUGGCACAGAUUAUCGAAAAGAAGAUUUUCGUCGAGCUUCUCUUCGGUGCUACGCCUGCCGAGCGAAAGAAGUUAGAUGAACAAGACAGUGAGAACCUUGAUCACGACGGUUACCGCCGAGCCGCAGCACGUUCGCACUUGAUCAACCUCAUGCUGUCACGCAGAGUGGUGCCGCAAGACUUUUACAAAAAGGUGGACGAGUUAACUUCGUACACGGCCAAGAUAUUCCAGGACAUUUUUACAAUUACAAACUUGCUCGAUGACGGAUACUGUCAGCGUCGCGCGGUCGCCGGCACCAGAGACAAAUUCGAGGUGGCGCGGGAAUCUAACAUUGCCUACAUGUACACUGAACUUCACUACAUAAUCUCGCACGCCGCGUACUUUGCCGUGUGCAUGCGCCGCUCUGCCUCGGUCUUUCACUUCCUGUCGGCGACACCGGCAGCACGCAUGGACUACCCCAUUGAAGCCCAGGCCAACUAUGACUUGUACAAGCUCUCCAAGGACGAGGCCGACGUGGUGGAAAUCGUGCGUUCCGAACAGGACAAGGCCGAGAUCGCGGCCGCCAAGGCCAAGGGUUCGGCUACCGCACAAGAGAUCGAGGACCUCGAACGCGAAAAGAGGCUGUCGUCGCACCACUGGCUCCGCGGCGCCAAGGUCAAGUUUGCCGUGUGGCCCAUGAUUACACGGUACCGGCCCGAAAACGUCGGCAGACCAAUCAUCCGUGGCAAGGUACCGUACCACCUUCGCGGCAAGGACUGGGUGGCACCGACCGUGGACCAGAUCGAGUCGGGCGAGGGCCAGCGCAUCGUCGAAAUUGGCAAGUGCGUCGUCGUUUACUACCAAGGCAUCAUAUACCCGCGCAACGACCAGCCCGGCAUGGUCUUUGAGGAGGACGGCCGCUCCCUGCUCACGUAUCUGGCCAUGGAGAGGCCCGCGCAGACCACGGCGCGGUGGCGGCACGUCAGCAGGCUGUACUUUGCCGCCAGACUGCUCGGCGUGGCCCUGCUGGUCGCCGCGUACGCUCGCCGCGACUGGGUGGCCGAGCGCUGGGUCGACAUUGUCAGAUUCGUGCUGGCGCUGCCCAUUGCCUACGCGCUCGUCACUGUGCUGACGAGCGCGCGGAGGUUCCGUGACAUCAUGUCGAGCUCGGCCAGAGUCCUGCUUGCGCUGGGUCUGGGGCUGCUGGUGCCUCUCAGCGUGUACUUGCGGCUGCCCUACUUGGUUCGACUGGCCAAUGACUUGUCCCGACCGCUCGCAAACGGGGUUCCGAACACGACGACAACGGCCGUGAUUGCUUCCCUGGUUGGUCUUGGGCUGCGGCGGACGAGGAGCCUGACUUCCUCCAUCAUGUAUGGAUCCGCGUUCUUCUGGGUUCUGUGGUGGUAUUACAACAGUGCGUUGCCACGGAUUGUAGCGCAACUCGACCAGUUGGCCGUGAUUGCAGCUAUCAAAAUGCAUCUGCCAUGGGUGGCUGCCACGUCACGGAAUUUGAUAGGUAAGGUGGUGAUCGAAUAG
This is a messenger RNA of Pestalotiopsis fici W106-1, 3072 nucleotides long. RefSeq lists its product as uncharacterized. Lineage: Eukaryota; Fungi; Ascomycota; Sordariomycetes; Amphisphaeriales; Sporocadaceae. The record is from RefSeq and is a predicted model, not a curated record. Bases 1 to 3072 code for a protein of 1023 amino acids. The transcript has 2 exons.